Messenger RNA from Paramuricea clavata, 2480 nucleotides. NCBI's taxonomy places the organism in Eukaryota, Metazoa, Cnidaria, Anthozoa, Malacalcyonacea, Plexauridae. The record is from the annotation of a GenBank genome assembly.
AUGAUACGCCAUUCAAUGGAUAUCAUCCAGAAUAAUGUGGAGUUUCUUAAUCCUGGCCAGACCCCAGUAGUAGCAUUUGAUCAACCGUUAUACGCUUUAGCAGAGACAAUUCAAUGGAAUUGGCCCGAUGCUUAUGGAGAAAAUAAGUUUGUCAUUAUGCUGGGAGGGCGUCAUGUAGAGAUGGCUGCGUGGAAGACACUUGGCGACUGGUUGGAAAACAGUGGAUGGACAGCACUGCUGGUUGAUGCCCACGCUGCCUCUUCCGGGAAGGCAGAUUCAUUUCUAAAAGCAUCGCAUGAUUCUCGCACCAGGUAUGCCCACCAAGUCACUGCGUGCUGCUUGUACAUUAUGAUGCAAAAGAUGUAUGAUCGGUACGUAUGGAAGGAUUGGGGGAAGACGAAUCACCCCUUACGUUUGAAAACUUGCGUCAUCAAAAGAAUGCUGAAAAUCCACAAUUUAAGUAUUGGUCGAUCACCCUUGAUUUAGAACUCACCAUCCUGACUUUUGUGCAGUCACUUCGUGAAGGAAACUUCAAGCUUUGUAUCAACAGUUUGACGAAGAUAGUUCCCUGUUUUUUGGCAUUAGACCAUCAUCAUUACGCACGCUGGCUACCAGUCCAUAUUCGUGACAUGAUAACACUCGAGAAAACCUGUUCCGCUGUUGCAAGGGAAUUCCAGAAUGGAAAUUUUGCUGUCAAGAAGUCACUUAGAGCAUUUUCUAAAAUACCCGUGGAUCAUGCCCAUGAGCAGAAUAACAAGUGUGUUAAGGGUGACGGAGGUGCAAUUUGGCUAACCGAGAACACCUCAGAGCUUUUGCGUUGGAUGAUUUCAGGCCCAGAAAUAUCAAGAAUGUUCAGCGAAUUUGAGUUUUCACAAGAGUUUGUAGGCGUUACAAGUAGAAACACUGCAAGUUUGAAGCACCAUGAACAAUCAAAUGCAAUGCAAUCAAGGUUCAUGAAGGACGUAAAAUCACUGACUGAAGCAUUCGAUAACAUGAGUAACCCAUUUAUUGAUGAUAGUGGAGACGUCUUGAAUAUUGACACAAAAGAGACCAUGAAUGGUGGUGUUGUCACUACUAUAAGCAGCAUAGAAGCAAUUGGAGAAAAGCAAUACAAAGAAUUUGUAGAAACCCGUCUGGAGAAAAAGAACGUAUCUCUUUUUGAGACAGUUAAAAAGAACAAGCUUUCACGGUUUGGCACUUCACCAGUUAAGGAAACAUCAAGACAGAUGCUCCAGAUAACUUCGUUAAAAAAAGAUUGUGCUUUGUUUGCACAACUUUAUGUUUCAUGACAGGUUCGAGGUGGAGACCUACACGAUUUCUUUUUCCAUGACAAUCAUCGCUAUCCACCUUCGCUAUCUCAAUAUGGAAUCCUCCGCUCAGGAACAAAGUCAUCACUUGUGGAUCGUCUUGAAGCACUUGGUCCCAGCGCAAAGAAUACUUGUCCUCAAAUUGAUGCUCUUAUCUUAGAUGGCGCUGCAAUUGUUAACCUUUUGAGACCAAUCGGCUGCAAGACCUUUGAAGCUUAUGCCCACGAUGUAUUUAUUAAAUACGUCAAAUCAAGAUUGGCCAAUGUCAGCAGACUUGAUAUUGUAUGGGAUGGAUAUCUUGAAAAUAGUCUGAAGGCAACAACAAGAAGCAAGCGUGGGAAAGGAAUCAGAAGGCGCGUAUUGCCAGAUACAAGGAUACCCAAGAACUGGUCCACUUUUCUUCGCGACGACAAUAACAAGUCGGAAUUGUUUGCACAUCUUGCUCAACAAGUAACGAGUAUUGACUGCUCACCCAAAGAAGUUGUAUCCACAUAUCGUGAAGAGGUAUUGGUAUCUAGUCAGCGAGAUCUAAGCGACAUUUCACCUUGCUCCCAAGAAGAAGCCUGCACGAGAAUGCUUAUUCACGCCUUGGACUGUUCCAAAGUCGGUCUUAAGAAAGUCAUGAUCAAGACUGUUGACACAUAUGUUUUAGUUAUUGCUGUAGCACUUUUUCAGAAAAUACGAGCAGAGGAACUGUGGCUGGAAUUUGGUACUGGGAAGCAUACGAGAUAUAUAUCUGUCCACGAUAUUGAAAGAGCUCUUGGACACGUCAAAGCUGAAUGGCUUACAGUGUUCCACGCGCUUACUGGUUGCGAUCAGACUUCUUUUUUUGCUGGCAAAGGAAAGAUUACAGCAUGGGAAACGUGGAAAGCAUUUGAAGAAAUUACCCCGUCAUUCCAAUCAUUGAGUUCAAUACCUCAAGCAAGCACCAUUCUUGAUGUCCUACCAGAUCUUGAGAGAUUUGUAGUUCUUCUUUAUGAACGAACCAGCACUACUAGAAGUGUCAACGAAGCAAGGAAAGAACUGUUCACCAAGAAAAACCGACCCAUGGAUGCUUUACCACCAACAUCCGCAGCAUUACUUCAACGCAUCAAACGUUCAUCUUAUCAAGCGGGCUACGUUUGGACUCAGUCAUUAUGCAAAGAUCCAACCUUACCUUCACCAUUAGAAUAG